Molecule: messenger RNA, 1772 nt
Organism: Cuscuta epithymum
Lineage: Eukaryota; Viridiplantae; Streptophyta; Magnoliopsida; Solanales; Convolvulaceae
Source: the annotation of a GenBank genome assembly
UGCGCUUUAAAUUUGAAAGCAAACUGGACAUAACAACAGUGAAACUUGAUCUCAAGCUAAUCUUAAUUCGCGCUUCCGGAGAUGGAGCUAGCGUGCUCAUCUUGUUGCUCUCAUCGGAUUUCACCCGUGUUUAAUUACAAGAGAACCCUUGCACGCUCAAUAAAAUUAUCCAGCUGGUCCACCUGCAAAGCUGCUUACUCUGCCCUAUUUAAACCUUCCGAAACCUUUCCUUCCUCAGAUGGGAUUCGGAGUUCUAGAACCUUCUCGAAAUCUGCUUCAGUCAAACUGUGCAGACGCGGUUCCGUCUUGGCCUUCUCUCAAGUUGGGGCUGCAGGAUAUGAUCCAGGAUUGAAUAAAAUUUCACAGUUCAGAGAUGCCUUUUGGAGAUUUUUACGGCCCCAUACCAUACGCGGUACCACGUUAGGAUCUGUAUCAUUGGUAGCAAGAGCUCUAAUCGAAAACCCAAAUCUAAUUAGGUGGUCAUUGUUACUCAAGGCGUUUUAUGGGCUCUUUGCUCUCAUUUGUGGCAAUGGCUAUAUAGUGGGCAUCAAUCAGAUAUACGACAUUGGAAUUGACAGGGUAAACAAACCUUAUUUACCUAUAGCAGCAGGAGACCUUACGGUUCAAUCUGCAUGGAUCUUGGUGAUAUUGCUUGCUGUGGCUGGACUCUUUAUUGUCGGGAUCAACUUUGGUUCAUUUAUUGGUUCUCUUUAUGCUCUUGGUCUCUUCCUUGGCACCAUUUACUCUGUGCCUCCUUUUCGCAUGAAGAGAUUCCCAGUUCUAGCAUUUCUUAUAAUCGCAACGGUGAGAGGGUUUCUUCUCAAUUAUGGUGUUUAUUAUGCCACACGAGCAGCUUUAGGGCUAAGCUUUGAAUGGAGCUCACCUGUUGCUUUCAUUACAAGUUUUGUCACGAUGUUUGCUUUGGUUAUUGCCAUUACAAAGGAUCUGCCUGAUGUAGAAGGUGAUCGAAAGUUUCAAAUUUCUACCUUUGCUACAAAGCUUGGUGUGAGAAACAUUGCAAUUUUGGGCUCUGGGCUAUUGCUGGUAAAUUACUUUGGUGCUGUAUUGGCUGCAAUUUACAUGCCUCAAGCUUUCAAAAGCAGAUUAAUGAUACCCUUACAUACAACAUUGGCAGUAUGUUUAGUUUUCCAGGCUUGGUUACUGGAGAAAUCAAAUUAUACUAAGGAAGCAAUUUUAGAAUUCUACCGGUUUAUAUGGAAUCUCUUCUAUGCAGAGUAUUUGUUGUUCCCUUUCUUCUAAAUAAAUAAACAAGUGUUAGUUUUAGUUAUCAAUGAUAACAUUCCUAGGGAUGUUGUUCAUGGAUUUAAUAAAUAAGGUGAAUGCAAAACCCUAAGAGAAGUGGAUUCAAAGUGUUCAACCAAUUUAUAAGAUAACGGAGCUUCAAAGUUUGGCAACUUCAAAUGAAAAACCCAUACGUAAGAUGGGUUGAGAACACACACCUUCAAAAAGGUUGUUAUCGUUACUAGUUUUAGUUUGGGUUUUCCCUAUAAUAUUAACAUGGCCAUUGUGCACUAAAAAUCAUAUUCCUAUCUAUUAUUAUGACAAUUGUAAUACGGAGCAUGAGAAACUGCCUAACUUAAAAAACACCCAAUUACACCCACAAACUUUAGAAAAGAUCAAAUGUAUAAUUUAAUUGGUUAAGGUCUAGUUAAUCAGUUACUCUGACAGUCUGACAUGAUGACUACAGUCCUCAUGUUUAUUGUUCUUUAUUGUUAUUGUUAUUGUUAUUGUUAUUGUUAUUGUUAUUGUUA